GUUAUGCCCCAAGUUUCUGCAUACCAACUCAACGAGUCAUACCUGGCCUUUCAGUGCUGUAGCAGAACUUAUAGAUAAUGCCUACGAUCCCGAUGUCAACGCGCGAAGCAAAUAUGGAUUGACAAAACUGUUCUUAAAGAUGAGAUCUGUCUCACAUUUACAGACAAUGGGAAUGGGAUGAAUUUAGACAAAUUGCACAAGAUGCUUAGUUUCGGAUUUAGUGAUAAGGUAGCCGUUCAUGGUCAUGUGCCUGUCGGUCUGUAUGGAAAUGGAUUUAAGUCGGGAUCUAUGCGUCUGGGAAAGGAUUCCAUCGUAUUCACAAAAAACGAAAUUGGAAUGCACGUGGGAAUGUUAUCUCAGACCUAUUUGGAGAAGAUUAAUGCAGAGCAUGUC
This is a messenger RNA of Staurois parvus, 393 nucleotides long. The record is from the annotation of a GenBank genome assembly. Lineage: Eukaryota; Metazoa; Chordata; Amphibia; Anura; Ranidae.